Molecule: messenger RNA, 4357 nt
Organism: Eleginops maclovinus (Patagonian blennie)
Lineage: Eukaryota; Metazoa; Chordata; Actinopteri; Perciformes; Eleginopidae
Gene: mybpc3
Product: myosin binding protein C3
Exons: 31
Coding region: 172-3990 (1272 amino acids)
Molecular function (GO): myosin heavy chain binding
Source: RefSeq, a predicted model, not a curated record
UUUUGGGACAUUGUGUUGGGUCUAGGAAAAAGAAUGGCAGGAGAGAUGGGAUGGUUCAUGGAAGCAGGGGGGGGGAUUUGGCAGCAGCACAGUAUUAAAGGCACAGGGUCCAGAUAGACGACAGACUGUAGGAACAGAGAGUCACACUGUAGAGGACAGAGAGCAUUCAGGAUGCCAGAGCCAGUCAAAAAAACAGUUUCAGCAUUUGCCAAGAAACCAAAGACUCAGGAGGCAGAGGAGGGCUCCUCUGUGCUCUUUGAAGCAGAGACAGAGAAGCCUGAUGCUAAAGUAAAAUGGCAGUGCAACUCAAAGGACAUUGCCGUUGGCGACAAAUAUGUGAUCACAGCCGCUGGAAACAAGCAUUCCCUCGCUAUAACAGCCAUUACCAAGGAAGAUGCCAAUGUGUAUGCAGUGAUUGCUGGGGGUUCAAAGGUCAAAUUUGACCUGAAGGUCGUAUCAAAGCCAGGAGCUCCCGUUAAGGCCCCUGCUGUGGCUUCUGGGAAGUCCGAUGUAGACCCAGAAAAGGCUCCUGCGGAGACUGCACCACCUGCUGAUCCUGCUCCAACCGCUGAUCCUGCUCCAUCUGGAGAUCCUGCUCCACCUGCAGCAGCACCUACAGGAGAGCAGCCCGUGGUCGCAGCACAAGAUGCUCCUCCAGCUGAGGACGGACAGCCUCCAGACACCAGACAGGACCUGACUGGACUCUUCACAGAGAAACCCACCAGUGGGGACGUCACUGUAGGUGAAAACAUCACAUUUGUGGCUAAAGUCUGUGCUGAGUCAUUGUUGAAGAAACCCACCAUCAAAUGGUUCAAAGGGAAGUGGAUGGACCUCGCCAGCAAGUCUGGAAAACACCUGCAGCUGAAGGAGACUUAUGACCGCAGCACUAAGAUCUACACGUUUGAAAUGCAAAUCAUCGCAGCCAAGGCAAACUUUGCUGGAGCCUACAGAUGUGAGGUAGCAUCCAGGGACAAGUUUGACAGCUGUAACUUUGACCUGGCUGUACAUGAGGCUCGUGCUGCUGAAGGUUUCGAUAUUAGAACAGCGUUUAGGCGCACUAGCGCAGAUGGAAAAGAGGACUCAGGAGAGCUGGACUUCAGUACCUUAUUAAAAAAGAGCAGCAGUUUCUUAAAAUCCUCAAACCGAGCCGUGCAGGUGAGCGCAGACCCAGACUCAGACGUCUGGAAUAUUCUCAGCCAUGCUCCUUCUUCAGAAUAUGAGAAGAUCGCUUUCGAGCAUGGCAUUACCGACCUGAGAGGCAUGCUCAAGAGACUGAAGAAGAUGAAGAAAGAAGAGAAGAAAAGUGCAGCUUUCAUCAAAAAGUUGGAUCCUGCUUACCAAGUGAAAAAGGGACAUAAAAUAAAACUGGCCAUUGAGGUUGCCAAUCAAGAUGUUGAGGUGAAAUGGCUGAAGAAUGGACAAGAACUUCAACCAACUGGAAGCAAAUACAUCUUUGAGAGUGUUGGCAACAUGCGCUACCUCACCAUCAACCAUUGCUCGUUGGCAGACGAUUCAGCAUACAGCUGCGUCGUGGGGGAGGAGAAAUGCACCACUGAGCUCUUUGUUCAAGAGCCUCCCAUCACGAUCGUGAAGAAUCUGGAGGAUCAGAUGGUGAUGAAGGGUGAACGGGUGGAGUUAGUGUGUGAAGUCUCAGAGGAAGGAGCCAAUGUGAAAUGGGAGAAAGACGGUGUGGAAUUGACAAGAGACGAGUCUUUCAAGUAUCGGUUCAAGAAAGAUGGCUGCAAACAUGUCCUGAUCAUUAAUGAGGCCACGAAAGAAGACUGCGGACACUACAAGGUUAAAACCAACGGUGGCGAGUCUAUGGCUGAACUGCUGGUGCAGGAGAAAGACCUGGAGGUCUACCAAAGCAUUGCAGACCUUACAGUGAAGGCAAAAGAUCAAGCUGUGUUCAAGUGUGAGGUGUCUGAUGAGAAAGUGAAAGGAACCUGGUACAAGAACGGUGUGGAAGUCAAGCCGGAUGCCAGAGUUAAUAUCACGCAUAUUGGCAGGAACCACAAACUGACCAUUGAUGAUGUCAAACCAGAGGAUGAGGGAGACUACACUUUUGUGCCAGAUGGCCACGCUUUCAAUCUUUCUGCUAAACUCAAUUUCUUGGAGGUGAAGAUUGAUUUCGUGCCACGCCAGGAUCCUCCAAAGAUCCAUCUGGACUGUAUGGGCCGCACGGCAGAGUCCACAAUCAUUGUGGUUGCUGGCAACAAGCUGCGUCUUGAUGUCCCCAUCACUGGAGACCCUGCUCCCACAGUGAUCUGGACCAAAGGAGACAAGGUCGUCACAGAGGGAGACAACAGGGUCCAUGUAGAAACCACCAAGGGACACUGUGUCUUCACCAUCGAGGGGGCGGAGAGGCAGGACGAGGGAAUCUACUCUGUUGUGGUCCGAAAUCCUGCCGGGGAGGACACUGCUGAUAUCAAUGUGAAAGUUGUCGAUGUUCCAGACCCUCCUCAGACUCCCAGAGUCCUCAGUGUGGGGGAGGACUCCUGUGUUGUCCAGUGGGACCCCCCUCUGUUUGAUGGUGGACAGCCAAUUAUUGGCUAUGUGCUGGAGAGGAAGAAGAAGAAGAGCUACAGGUGGAUGAGACUGAACUUUGACCCUUACCCUGACACCACCUAUGAAGCCAAGCGGAUGAUUGAAGGGAUGGAGUAUGAGAUGCGAGUCUAUGCCGUCAACGGCAUCGGCAUGUCCCGCCACAGUCCAGCCUCACAGUCUUUCGUGCCAGUCGCACCCACAAGUGAGCCCAUUGGACUCUGCGUGGAAGACAUCAGUGACACUACUAUCUCGCUGAAGUGGCGUCCGCCUGAGAGGAUCGGCUCCGCUGAACUCGAGGGUUAUGGGGUUGAGUACUGCAAGGAGGGCACGGAUGAAUGGAUACCAGCUAUUCAGGGUCUGACUGACCGUACGUCGUUGAUGAUCAGAGAUCUCACCACCGGAGACAAGCUGCAGUUCCGUGUGCGGGCCUUCAACAUGGCGGGGCCGAGCGCUGCCUCCACACUGGCCCAGCCUGUCACCAUCAGAGAGAUAAUGCAACGUCCUAGAAUUUUGAUCCCCAGAAAUCUGCGUCAGACUCUCGUCAAGAAAGUUGGAGACACUGUUAAUCUUAUGAUCAAAUUUCAGGGAAAGCCCAGGCCAAAGGUCAUUUGGAGCAAAGAUGGGGAGCCUCUGAGUCCUACAUUCGCCAGUGUGAGGAACAGCGAAGUUGAUACCAUCCUUUUCAUCCGCAAGACCGAGAGAACACACUCGGGGAAGUAUGAUCUCCAGGUGCAGAUUGAAAACGUAGAAGACAAAGCGAGUAUCACACUGCAAGUGGUUGAUCUCCCAGGGGCUCCGGAGGCUCUGAAGAUCACAGAUGUCUGGGGCUUCAACGUGGCACUGGAGUGGAAGCCCCCGAAGGACGACGGUAACUGUGAAAUCACUGGUUACACAAUUCAGAAAGCUGACAAGAAGACCAUGGAGUGGUUUACAGUCUACGAGCAAUACAGGCGAACUAAUUGCGUUGCAUCUGACCUCAUCAUGGGGAAUGAGUACGUCUUCAGAGUCUUUGCUAUCAACCAGGUGGGCCUCAGCCUGGAGUCGUGCAACACACCCGACAGCGCUUACAUCCAAAAAACAGCUAUUGAGUACAAGCCGCCCACCUACAAGGACCAUGACUUCACGCAGGCUCCCAAGUUCACACAUCCACUGGUGAACCGGUCAAUCAUAGCAGGAUACAGUACCACCCUCAGCUGCUCCCUCAGAGGCUCACCAAAGCCCAAAGUGACCUGGUUCAAAAACAAGAUGGACAUCUCCAAUGAAGCCAAGUACCGGAUGCUCAGCAGACAAGGUGUUCUGACGCUGGAGAUCCGUAAGCCCUGCACGUUCGACGGGGGGGUGUAUAUGUGCAAAGCAGUCAACGACAGCGGAGAAGAUAUAGUGGAGUGUAAACUGGAGGUCCGCCCUCAAGUUCCUAGAGAGGAAAAGAAGAAAGAGGUCUGAGCUGUUGACGGAAGAGAAGAUGGAUGCGUCUCCUGCAUGUUUUCAGUUUUUCCCCCUACAUCACAAAAUGUGUUUAGCCCACAUUUAUUUAACUUUUGGAAAACUCUCCUCUUCUGGAAUCAUAUAGUCAUACUCACUGCUGUGUUAGUAUGAUGUGUACCACUGGAUUACUGAAUUACACUUACUUUUAGGAAGAAUGGAUAAUGGUGUCCUAGCAUUAAAAAUAGCAAGUCAAAGAAGGUGGCAAUAUUUAUUUAAUGAAUUCAGGAUUUGUGAUGUUGUUCCAGUAUUUCAACUGAAAUGGAUUAUAGUGUUUGGAAUUGUUUGUGUGCUUACAUAGGUCAAUAUAAAUGCUUCAAAAACUCAA